AUGCCUAUGUAUGAAUUCCACCACAUCCUGGCCAUUACCAAGGCGCAGAAAUCUAACAUUUCACGUGCGAUAACCGAAUGGCAUGCCGCGACCUUUAAGGCGCCUCGAUUCAUUGUCAACUGUCGUUUUGUGGAUAUUCGUGCUGAUCACCCCGAUAACAACUGGGUUGGCGGACUGCCCAUGAAGACGAACAAACUCAUGAUCACUCUGAGGAGUGGUACUGGCAGAACCGAACAGCAGUACCGGGACAUCACCAACAAAGUUGUGUCGCUGUGGGAUGAGGCAGUCAAGGACUCUCAGGCAAACGACCGCGAGAAAGAGUUGAAAGAUGUCUUCAUCAUGGGCACUUUUGACUCUGCAAUGGAGAGGGGCUUCUUUCUGCCUUUACCUGGAAAAUUUGAGGAAUGGGUUGCAAAGUCCAAGCCUGAGUUUCAGAAGCUGGCUGACGGCGGCGAUGAGAUCUUCCAGGGUCUCCUCAAGGAGAUUGAGGAGAGGCCUGAGUUUCAGCCGAGUAAGAAAUGA
Messenger RNA from Clonostachys solani, 522 nucleotides. NCBI's taxonomy places the organism in Eukaryota, Fungi, Ascomycota, Sordariomycetes, Hypocreales, Bionectriaceae. The record is from the annotation of a GenBank genome assembly.